Messenger RNA from Macrobrachium nipponense, 3473 nucleotides. RefSeq lists its product as uncharacterized. NCBI's taxonomy places the organism in Eukaryota, Metazoa, Arthropoda, Malacostraca, Decapoda, Palaemonidae. The coding region runs from base 250 to 1302 and encodes 350 amino acids. The record is from RefSeq and is a predicted model, not a curated record. The transcript is spliced from 9 exons.
CUCACCCUCUAGUACACUCAAAGUUCAAACAAUUUUCCGGUGAACUGUGAACGUCUUCGCUGUAUUAUCACUUCUUUGGUUCAGAUUAGAAGUCACUAUUGAGACAAAGAGAAAAUAGCAUGUGGAAAGGAUAAAAGACUACAGAAGAGGCGAGGAAGUUGUCGUAGGCCUACUAUAGAAGAGGCAAGCAAGGUGUACCCAGGGAGGCCUGACUAGGUAUACCCGGUAAACUGCCCGCCAAGUUCAGAGAUGAAGACGGAUUUAAACUCAGAGAUGGAGACGGAUUUAAACUCAGAGAUGAAGACGGAUUUAAACUCAGAGAUGGAGACGAUGGAUUUAAACUCGGAGGUGGAGAAGAUGGAUUUAAACUGCAGUUCAAGUUCUGUCGGUUCAAAUGAAAGCACAACGGUACCCACCACUAGCUUUUAUGGGAAAAAAAAUGUAGCGAACGAUUACCCACUGGUUAAGAUAAAAAAAUUGCCAGCUUCUCUCAUUGAAUAUUACCUUGGAAAGCCACCUAACGAGGCCAGAGAUGUAUUUAAACCAAAAUUGUCAAAAGUCAAAAGAAAACUCUUGCCUGUUAUAGGUUCAGAUGCUACAAGACAUAAUAUAAAGCCUUUGUCAGCCAAAAAAAGAAAACAGAAUGAGAAAAUGAAGCAAAAUAAAGAAAUUUUAUUGGAGAUUGAAAGAUUGCCAGUUUCUGUCAUUGAAUAUUACCUAGGAAAGUCUAGUGAGGGUGAAGAUGUAGUAUGUGGACCAGAAUUGUCAAGAGCUGAAGGACAUGAGAUAGAGGAUAACACUGAGGAUAAAAAUGGUCUUUAUGUUUUUGAGGUGAAACGAAGGAAUCCCAGAAGAAAGGCAGCAAGUGAUUGCUUUAUAAAGAUGACGCAGGCAUGCAAUACUGAGCAAUUGAGUACUAAAUCAAGAUCAAAACGUGAUAAUUGGGUUACACACGAGGUGCGAAAAAAUCCCCGCAGAAAAGCAGCACUUGAAACUUGCGAAAAGAUAACCAAGGCUUACCAGGACAUGGAUGAUACAGAGGACUUUGAUGAUACCAGUAGCGAAGAUGUAAAGAAGUCUUCAAAGCGUAAAGAAGUCAAUGAUGAUGCCAGUUACUACAGUGACAGUGACUCUUCCCUCAGCAGCGAUGAUGUAAAGAAGCCUCCAAAGGUUAAAGAGAGUAAGUUUGGUGAAAUACCUGAACCUGAAUUUUCAGAGUAUGAGAAAGCUGCUCAGGCAAAAUUGGCAUCACAUAAGGAUUUCCUUAAAUCUCUCAGUAUACAAUCAUGGGAUGAAAUAUAGAUGUUCAUCAACAAGUGAAAAGUGAGAUUCUUUGACAUGAGAAUUUUAAGCGAAACCUACGGUAAUCUUAAUGAUUUGUACAAGUUUUUAUUUUUUUUUUAUUUACUAAAAUUUUAGGUUGGUUGUUGAGUUGCUGUAGGCAUAUUCUAAUUUUACAUUUUAGUAAUAGGGUUUAAUUUUGUCUUGCUUCAGAACCAUUGGACAAGGUUCCAUAAAGAUAAUUUUUAUUUAUAUUUUAUCUUUGUUAGCCUGAAACAUGGCUUAGGCUAGGCUCCACUAUGCAGUUUUAUGUUUGUAAAACCUAAUUAAGGCUAAAUAGAAAUUCACUAUACAUAUCACAUGCGGAAAAUAGCAUGUUAAGAAAAUUAAGAUCUUUAAAAAAAGGAUAGUAUUCUUCUGUAGUACAAAAAGGAAAAAAAUAUUUGAGAAAACUCACCUUCACUCUUGAUGAGUUCCUAUCAGAGCUAGGCUACAAAACUAUACUGAAUAAUUCAUAUUAUAGUAUUAGUUUAGUUUUUGAGCACGCAUCGAUUACUUUGUAGAGAAGUAUGCAUCUGUUGUAAAUUAUGUGUAUAUUGUGAUUACUAUGUACUUAUAUAAAAAAUCUUUGCACAAGUUUGUUAUAAGUCUCUGUGAUGAAUAAUUUUGUUGGAUACUUAAUAUGGUGUCUGAGAUGUGGUAAAAAAUAAUUAACCUUACAUUACAUGUACUAAAGUCAUUUGGUUGUUAUAAUGGUAAAGAAUGGACAAAUAGUGUAUAAUUGUAAAAAUUGGCCAAAAAUACAUGGUUAAAUAUAGAAAAUACAUACUGGUAAAAAAAAAGCUCUGAUCUUUAGUCUUUAUCAUUGCAGAUGUAAAUGUAAGGUAAUUGUAUGUAGUAAAUACUUAUCAUGGUUUUCUUAGAAGUAUUGAUAGGUAGGAUGUAGACUCAGCUUCUUUACAACAGUUUCAGUGUAAUGUAGAUAUACAACAGAUUUGGCUGCCAUGGUGAGUUUGAGUAGCGUAUUAUUCUUGAAAUUAGAAAUAUUUUUAUGGUAUUGUUGGUACUGUAGAAUUGCAUUAUGUUCAAAAAAAUUUUCAUGUUGGUAAAAAAUGGUGUUGGUUGAAUAAGUUUAUUCAGCAGAAUGGCUCAAAAAUGGUUUUAAUUGACUAAGUUUAUGCAGGUGAAUGACCCUGUAUUCUUUUCCAGCAGUAAUGUAUUUUAAUAAUGAGUCAUGUUAUAAAUUUUAGCAUUAUUUCUCUUGUCUUUGUACUUCACUGAGUUUUUUUACCAUCUGUAGAAAGAUCAGGAUGGAGGCUUUUUCUUAUGUUUGCAGCCAUGUUGCGAGUAUUGCACCAGCACUGAAGGUUACUUGCAGUUUUUAUUUUGCCCCAUCUAUUUUUUUUUUCCAUCAGGCAGUCCAGCUGGAACUAUAUAUACUUCAAUUCUCAUCUUAUUUUAAAACAGCCAUUCCUGAGAUAGUCUAGGAAUGUGGUUGCUGGUCAUGUUAAAGGACUUUAAUCAGUUGAUAUUAUUAGCUCAUAUGCCUUAUAAGGGUAAAAUUACUUUUGUAGUGGUCAUACUGUGAUUUAUAUGUUAACACAAACAUCACAAGCUAUUGUCCCAAAUCGAGAUUGACAUUAACAUUUCUUUUAUUUCUGACGUUACAGUUCCAUAACAGAAUUGAGAUUCUGUUUCAGGUUUUGUUAGAAAUAGGAAGUUUGAAUUAAAAAGUUAUUUUUUAAUAUGGAACACUGAAUUAAACCAUUAUUUUUUAAUGCUUAAAUAGACAUUAUACAGCUGUACUGCAAAGUGCCAUGUAAAUUUAUGACAACCCUUUUUUUUAUAAUCCUGUUUUUAUGUAGCACUUAUGGAAUAUGAAAAUAGUGCAGUCAUACAAAAGAACUACUAAGAAAUAUUUCUCAUACACAGGAGUGUUCUGUAACUCAUUAGCAAAUUGCAUAUUUGGUUUCCAAUUGAUUUAGCAGUAAUCUUAAGCCGCGUCCACAGGGUUGAGCUUUGCUCGAUGUGACCUCAGAAGCGGGAAAAGUCAGAACCUUACCCACGGUUUCUCCACUUCUGACGUCACAUCGAGCAGCGUCGUUGAGCAAAACUCGGGCCUCUAGUGACGAGGCGGCAGAUUUGUCAAUAACUUGGUGGUGUUUGUAUUAAGCAACUAAUAUCUUAUGUAC